UAGUAAGGGGUUAAUUUAGAACUGUACGUUAUGAGGUUGGGCAUCUGUGGAGCAGUGUCGGGGCGAAAAACAAGUUAUUUAUUGCAAUGUUCUAGUCAUACUAAAACGCAUAAAAUGGGGAUGACUGGAUGUAAAAUAUGAGUACGACACACUAGGGGAGCAAACAAAAGACUAAUUAAAAGGUGCGGGAGGCAAUAUUUGAGUUCUAUCAUUGAUUGAACGUGACCACAAUAUGGUCUUUUAACGUUGUACUAGAAGUACGUGAUUUGAACUAUCGCCACUUUACACGUAUCUUAUUUGAAGGUAAAUAAAACCAUUGCGACCCAAAAACCUAGCAAAUUCGACAAAAAAAAUAAAAAUUUUAGGAACUCCUAAAUGGCCCGUAUUCUGAGAAUCACCCUACUGACCCUGUUCGCGACCUGGGCGAGCUGUUGAACAGAGUGCAACAUCACAGGUGUUUAAAGCAUUACUGCAUAAGGGUCGAUAGGACUACUGGCCAACCGGUUUGCAGGUUUAAGUUUCCUUUCGAGGAAGAGCCUAUCACUAGGCUUUUUGAAAAUAAGAAAGGCUUAUGGGAACUAAUUACAGCUCGAAAUGACAGUCUUUUAUAUAAGUACAUGCAGUGGGUGAUUCAGUUGUGGCGAGCCAACAUUGAUGCUAGCCCUGUACUUUCUAUGAAGUUUAUGCUCAGGUACAUUGCCAAAUACACGGCAAAAGGUGAGAAACAGUCUGUGACCUGCCGGGAGCUCGUGGGAGCUAUCCUGGACGAUGCCGGCGACGAGGACUCGGCCUGCUCCGUCAUUCAGAAGCUGCUGAUCAAGACGGUAUCAGAGCGAGACUACUCGGCGCAGGUGUGCCACAUCCUCACCGGCCAGCCGCUACACAUGUCGUCGCGCUCGUUCAAUGUGGUGAACCUGAGGAAGGACGAGUGGGUUGAGCUCCGCCCAGACGGUCACGGAGGCGACGGGGACGGCGAGGACGUCGAUGACCCGGUCGGCCACGCUGACGCCCAGGGUGACGCCGAGCGGCAGGACGCCGCGGAGGGCGAGGAAGGCGCUGACGAGGCAAUCGCUGGGGGAGAGGAUGUUUCAACAUUCCCUGCCUUUGUGAAAGCCUACCAAAACCGUAGGUUGGUUGCCAUGAAUGACUUGACUCUGUUCCAGGUGGCCAAAGCUUACUCUUAACGUAACAAGAGAUGGACCCGCAACAUGAGAAAUGGGCGGCCGUACGACGCCGUGGUGCGGGCAUUCCCCCGCCUCAAACUAACAGGCAACGAGGAGAAGGACGAGGACUUCUACCGAAUCCAGGUGCUGCUGCACGGAGGAGGAUGCCAAGGGUGCGUUCGACACCUGGAAGGCGGCCUUCGAGGCUCGCGUCCCCGCGGGACUCGUCCCCGUGGAGGCCAUGGAGGGCGCCGUGGCGGAAGCGGCCGAGAUGGCUGUGGAGGAGGCUCUGUUCGAGCCGCCCGAGGAGCCCGAGGCCGAGGUCGACGCCGAGGUCAUGGAGCAGUGGAUGGCGCUGGCCAGGAUGGGUCCAAACGGCCAGGCCGAGAGAGUGGAGCUGGGCCGGCGUGAGAUGGACCUGGCCUACGACUGGCAGGAGUCGGCCGGUGCCCAUGGCGACAUCACCACUCUGCGCCACUUCAUCCCCACCCAGAAAGCGCUGCACGUCGCUGCAGAUGACGACAUUGUGGUGGACAACGUCGUCUACACCCCAGAGCAGCAGGGACUUAUCAACUUGGCCCAGGAGCAGAUCAACGCGCUCCGCAAUGGGGCACCUCCCCGCGGGCACGAUGCAGUGCCAAAGCGUGUUCAGAUCCAAGGCAAGGCGGGGUGCGGUAAGAGCACUGUCAUCAGAAAGAUGGUACAAAUGGUGCGAACGCAGUUGGGCCCCAAGGCCGCCAAGCUGAUGGCGCCCACUGGGACCGCUGCCAAUGUGCUAGGAAUGAAGUGCUCCACCAUUCACUCUGCUUGCAGGCUGAGGCCUCGGGAGGCCUACAAGCCCCUCGAGGGCGACAGGCUGCGCAAGUUCCAGGAAGAAUGGGAGGAUGUUUCAUUCGUAUUUGUAGACGAGAGUUCGAUGAUCGGUUGCAGGCUCCUCAGUUCGAUGGAGAGACGCUUGCGUGAGGCGAAACCUCACUGCGACGAGGUGUUCGCUGGUCUCAAUAUCUUUCUUAUCGGGGACGUCCGCCAACUGCCCCCGGUAGGAGACUCUCCGUUGUACUCCGCUAGGCGGAUGGCCGGCAAGAUGGUCUACAGGACUUUCAAACAGGACUUUCAAUAAGUCCUUUAUCCUAUC
This is a messenger RNA of Frankliniella occidentalis (western flower thrips), 2298 nucleotides long. RefSeq names its product ATP-dependent RecD-like DNA helicase. The record is from RefSeq and is a predicted model, not a curated record. The coding region runs from base 1405 to 2283 and encodes 292 amino acids. The transcript is spliced from 2 exons. Lineage: Eukaryota; Metazoa; Arthropoda; Insecta; Thysanoptera; Thripidae.